CACCCAACGACCAACAACGUGGCUCCUGCCUCCAGAACUGGCUAAGCCAAGUAGCCGGAUCAUUAUUACUCACCACCGCAGCCAACUGAACCAGCAACGAAAACAGCGGCACAGGGGUGAUAGAGGUAACCCACGCACCAACUAUUACCGCCUGAACGGACUGAUCCU
This is a messenger RNA of Pelobates cultripes (western spadefoot toad), 168 nucleotides long. NCBI's taxonomy places the organism in Eukaryota, Metazoa, Chordata, Amphibia, Anura, Pelobatidae. The record is from the annotation of a GenBank genome assembly.